GGCAGUGUCCUGCGGUGGAGGCGUAAUUCUAACUUCUGGCUGUAACUCGUCCUCAAGGGACAUUGGAUAACAUGUUCCUACAUCCCAGAGUCUGUUGGUAUACGGAGCAGACACUUUGUUUAUUUUGCCCUUGGAGACUUAACCUGUUUGGAGACUCUUCUCUGUGCAGGGAGUAGCGUCUGAGGGUGGGUGGCUUUGCCCCGGAGGCCGCCUUAGACUGCGUACGUGGAAAGAAGUAAACCCUCUUCCACAGUAGUGCGUGUGGUCUGGUGGUGAGGACCAGCAUUGGGCGUCAGGUGGCCUGGGUUGUGAUCUCAGUUUCACCACUAGUUUGUGGUGUGACCCUGUACAGUUAUCCAGCGACAGUGUGCUUGAGUUUCUUCUGCUGUCAGAUCAAAUAAUUUCAGCCCUGCCUGCUUUCCAGGGAUGUUGAGAGGCUAAUUGAAACAGCACUUGAAAAAGACUGUAUGGAGUCGCAAGGGCUGUGCUAGCCUGAGAUCACUCUUACCUCGUGGGAGUUUCAAAUCUCUCCUGCUUUUGCAACAUAGUUUGCCCUGGCUUUGAAAAUAGUAUCCCAAAAUGAGUUAUUGGGCUGCCACAGACCCUAUUUUUUUCCACCUCCUCCCAAAGCCUCUUUCUUGUUGCGAUUACACCUCAUAAAAUGUAAUGUAUCACCCCCCAGCCCCUCCCACUUCCUGUUUGGUUAGAAGAAUACACACGCUCGCUAGUAGGGUUCUUUACAGGUUACAAAGAGAUUUUAUAUACCUCAUAUGAGGUUAGCUCAUUUAAUGCUCACAGCGUGAUGAGGUAGUAAUUAUUUCCCACACGUUAUAGAUGGGGAAACAGAGGUGUUCCGUCGCUUGUUCUGGGUCCCAAAGGUGAGAAAGUGGCCGAACCAGGCCCCGAACUCGGGCCUGCUGACAAAAUGUGCAUCCAGGACCCUUUUCACCAUAUCCCAGAUGUUUGCAUCCCUUCCCCUCUCUGGAUCCAAUCAGGCUGUUCUGUGCUCUCAGCCCUGGGUGUUUCCACACAGCUCUCUCUCCUUCACGCCCUGCCAUACCUCAAUUAUUGUAAUUACCCCGCCACCUGCAAAAGUCAAGCGGGAAUGAUGGAACAAUGCAUGCAGGUGUGGCUGUUGCCGGGGACAGCUGCUCCCUGCCAGGGUGAAGAGGAGGGAGGCCUGGGGAGGGAGGGGGACGGGAGCUGCCUCCUCAAGCCUAGCUAGAGACCUAUCUUUGCCUUUGGGUGGCUGUGCCAUGGAAGGGGACGGAAAGGGCAUAGAAAUGAGAUGGGAAAACAGAAACUCUGCUUCCCCUCCCAGGUUGGGGGCCCAAAGCCGAGGGGUAGAGAUGGCAUGUAUGGCUAGGUAUUUGGACUCCUAGCCGUGGUGUAAAGCUAGGUGCCUUGGCGUCGCAGAAAUCUGAGGACAAGAAGCAAAGCAGCGUGGGGAGAUGAGCGGUAACGUGAGCCCAGCUGGGAGUGGUUGGUGUGGUUCAGUUUGCUCGGGCAAGACCUGGAGAGCCAAAGGGAAAGUCGUCGUGGCUAGGAUCGCUCUGAGCUUGUGCACCUGACAGCAAUAAUCACAUAUGAUGAUUUAAAAAAAAAAAAAAAAAGACAUCUGAAAUACUCUGCAUCCAGUACUCGAACAUGACCGUAAACCCAGUAGUCUACAGGGCCGACAAUAACCAGCAGUGGUUUCUCAGCACAGCACGGAAUGAUCUAGGCUGAGGGACUUGUGGCAUGUUGGAAGGACCUCGGCCAUGUCUCUCUUCUGUUGCCUGUCAUCCUUCUUUCCUUUUUCCACUCCAACCCCACCCCCUUUGUUCGCACCAUUUGCGGCCCUGGACCAGGUGGAGAAAUGGAACCGCCGCGACCAGAAGCUGCUGGAGGCAGUGCAGCGGGGGGAUGUGGGACGCGUGGCCUCCCUGGCCUCGAGGAAGUCGGCCCGACCCACCAAGCUGAACUCGAGCGGCCAGUCCUCGUUUCAUCUGGCAGCCUCCAAAGGCCUGACAGAAUGUCUGACUAUCCUGCUGGCAAAUGGAGCUGACAUCAACAGCAAAAACGAGGAUGGAAGCACUGCCCUGCACUUGGCCACCAUCUCCUGCCAGCCACAAUGUGUCAAAGUCCUGCUGCAGCAUGGUGCCAACGAAGAUGCUGUGGAUGCAGAGAAUCGUAGUCCGCUGCACUGGGCAGCCUCCUCUGGCUGUGCCUCAAGUGUUCUCCUGCUGUGUGACCACGAAGCCUUCCUGAACGUCCCAGAUAAUGACGGACGUACACCCCUGAUGAUCGCAUCGCUGGGUGGCCAUGCAGCUAUCUGCUCACAGCUACUGCAGAGAGGUGCCCAGGUUAAUGUCACAGACAAGGAUGCCAAGUCGGCUCUGAUCCUGGCCUGUGAGAAAGGCAGCGCGGAGGUGGCCGAGCUGCUCCUGAGCCACGGGGCAGACGCAGGGGCGGUGGACAACGAGGGGCACGACGCUCUGCAUUAUGCUGUACGCUCGGAGGACAGGGAGCUGUGGAGGCUGCUCCGGCAGGCCCUGCUCCGGCAGGGGCGGCAGGGAGGUCAGGGGCUUGCUCAACAUCUGGAUCUUACAUCCCAGGCCUCCCCAUCAGAGUCUCUGGUGGGUUCUCCACCCCAGAGCCCGUGGAGAGCGGAGCCCGAGGAAGAGGAGGAGGAAGACCCAUGCCCGGAUGAGUGGAGGCGGAAGUAUGAAGAGGAGCAGAGGAAGGUUUCUCAGUUGGAGCAGGAGCUGGUGCGAAAGACGGAAGAGAGCGAGGCUCGAGCUGCAGCCUGCCUGGGCCUGGAGAACGGGAUUCGAGAGCAGGUGCAGGAGCUGGGGCUUCUCCUAUCACCACAGCCUGGGACUCCAGGAGGGCAGGGCUCUAGUCUCCGGCCUGGAGGAGAUGGCAUGGAGCAGGGUUGUCCCCUGGACCUUCUGGCCGAGCGCAUUCAAGAACUAAAGAAGCAGCAGCAGGAAGCAGCUGCAGCUGCAGCCAAACGGGCGUUAGCUUCUAAGAAAGCAGAGGAUUCGGUCUCGGGGGAGGUCCCGUAUGAAGCCCCUGGAGGGGGCCAACCGGAAGAACAGGGGCCACCCCAGAGCCCCAGGUCUGAGACCAUUGGGAAAGCCACAGGACAGCAGCUGACCACCAGCGGUGGACAGGCCCUUGGCCCUGAUCACACCGACAAGCCACGUGCUGGCCAGAAAGAGGGGCCCCGGGCCCCAGGGGCUGAACCAGCAGGCACCGCGGCUGCACCAGUGGGCCCCGGAGACGUGAACCAGCUCCUGCUACAACUGAGGGAGGAGCUGGCCGCGGUGUGGCGAGAAAAGGAUGCCGCCCGAGGGGCUUUGUCAAGGCCGGUCCUGGAGGGAGCUCUGGGGACACCCCGGGCCGAGGCUGCGGCGGCCGCCUGGGAGAAGAUGGAGGCCAGGCUGGAGCAGGUGCUGGUGAGGCUGGACAGGGCCAAGGCGGGAUUACCCGUGAGCCCUGACUCCGCUGCCCGGCCCAGAGAGGGAGCCCUGCACGCCGGCCCAGAGACCACCUCCGAAGAGAAUGAAGGGGGGCGGCCAGGGGCUCCUGGGGCUCGCGGAGAGCCUCUAGGGGCCCCCGCAAGGGGACAGGUGCCUGGAGGAGGUCCGGCCAAGGGACGGUUGGAGAAGGAGGUGGCGGCCCUGCGGCUGAGCAACAGUAACCUGCUGGGGGAGCUGGGGCAGCUGGGGCAGGAGACGCAGAGGCUGCAGGGGGAGCCGCAGUCCCUGAGCCAGCGUCUGCAGCGGGAUUUCGUCCCCAAACCGGAGGCGCAGGACCAGCUGCGGCAGUUGCGGCGCAGCGUGGGGCUGCUGACAGAUGAACUGGCCGCGGAGAAGGAGGCCACCGAGCAGCUGCGGCAGCGCCUGGCCUCCCAGAGCAGUGGCCUCCGCGGGCUGUGGGACGACCUGCCGCCGGACGUGGUGGGCAGGGGCGUCGCGGGGCGCACGGCGGCCGAACCCCUGGAGGAGCUGCGGGCCUGCAUCCGCGCCCUGGCCGACGGGCACCGCGAGGCCCAAGACUCGCUGGCCCGGCUGGAGCAGGAAAACCGGCGGCUGCGCGGGUCCCCCGGCCCCCGCGGGGAGCCACCCGGCACCUUCUCACAGGGCCCAGUCUCCCCCCAGGUGGCCGCUCUGGAGCAGGACCUGGGGAAGCUGGAGGAGGAGCUGCGGGCCGUCCAGGCCACCAUGAGCGGGAAGAGCCAGGAGAUUGGGACGCUGAAGAAGCUUCUGUACCAGGCCACUGAGGAGGUGGCCGAGCUGCGGGCCCGUGAGGCCGCCAGCCUGCGGCAGCACGAGAAAACGCGGGGCUCGCUGGUUGCCCAGGCCCAGGCUUGGGGCCAGGAGCUGAAGGCCCUCCUGGAGAAGUAUAACACGGCGUGCCGGGAGAUGGGCCGGCUGCGCGAGGCCGCGGCGGAGGAGCGGCGCCGCAGCGGGGACCUGGCGGCGCGGGCCGCGGAGCAGGAGCGCCAGGCCGCCGAGCUGCGCGGGCGCUCCCAGCAGUUUGAGAAGACGGCCGAGGUGCUCAGGGACAAGGUGGAGCAUCUCAUCGGGGCCUGCCGGGACAAGGAGGCCAAGAUCAAGGAAUUGUUGAAGAAGCUGGAACAGCUUUCAGAGGAGGUCUUGGCAGUGCGGGGAGAAAAUGCUCGCCUUGCCUUGCAGCUGCAGGAUUCCCAGAAGAACCAUGAAGAGAUCAUCUCCGCCUAUAGGAAGCACCUGCUGAAUGCCGCUCAGGGUUACAUGGAACAAGAUGUGUAUAAUAUUCUGCUGCGAAUCCUCAGCAUACAGGAAGAGUGAGGCAGCCGGGGCCCUGAGGGGUGUGCGACUUCUUCUGAUUUCUCUGUUGGAGUAAGAGCAUCCCUGGCUUCCAGAGGCUCCAUCAGGCUUUGGAGGGUGGGGCCAGGCAUGGGGAUGGCAUGGGUGGGGCUCCACAUGACACUGUGGACCCCAGACCUGAGAACCUGAAGCCUGGAGUCGGCAUGAGACCAGAGGAGAUGCACGGAGGCCAGCUCUAUGGAAAAUAAAGCAGGAGGCGGUGUGGUGUUGGGUGUCCCUGCUUUCUCUGUUCAAAGGCGAGUGGGGGAAGGAAACUUUUUUUAAAAAUCACAAAUGGCCCCCAAUUGUGAUCCAUAGUAAGAAAUACACUACAUCGUGGCGCA
This is a messenger RNA of Herpailurus yagouaroundi (jaguarundi), 5182 nucleotides long. It is a transcript of the gene ANKRD35, whose product is annotated as ankyrin repeat domain 35. The coding region runs from base 1761 to 4820 and encodes 1019 amino acids. The record is from RefSeq and is a predicted model, not a curated record. The transcript is spliced from 13 exons. Gene Ontology annotation, molecular function: actin binding. NCBI's taxonomy places the organism in Eukaryota, Metazoa, Chordata, Mammalia, Carnivora, Felidae.